AUGAAAGAAUCAAUACUCUUUCUACACGCUGCUACGGGGUGUGAUACAACUAGUGCUAUAUUUAAUAUUGGUAAAUUGAAGCUGUUCAGGCGCUUGCAACAAGAUGAGGCACUACGUCUGCGAGUUGGAGUGUUCAACUCACCAAACGCCACACCAGACGACAUUGCCACUGCUGGAGAGAUGUUCAUUAUGUCUCUGUAUCCAGGGAAAACCUCGGAUGAUCUUGGAAAGAGAAGGUUCCAGAUGUAUGUGAAAAUCAAUUCUCGGCUCCUUGCCAACAAGAAAUUUGAUCUGGCCCAGCUGCCUCCCACAUCAUCGUCAAGUAGAGAGCACUCAUUACGAGUCUAUCUUCAGGUCCAGGAAUGGUUAGGAAAUCCUCUACCGCCCACUGAUUGGGGAUUCGAGAAGGACGAAGAGGGUCACUUACGCCCAGUGACCAACCGAAGUAAGCCGGCUCCAGACCGCCUUCUCGAAAUGGUAUCUUGUAACUGCACACAUGGGUGUGAAUCCAAAAAAUGUUCGUGCAGAAGGCACAAGAUGGUGUGUUCGAACAUCUGCGGGUACUGCGCGGGGCAUGGAUGUAGUAAUACGUUAAGAGAAGAGGACGAGGACAACGUCGACCAUCCGGACAAAGACCUCGAGCCGAUCCCGUGUACUGAAACUGAUGUGGAACUCAGCCUCGCUUGAAGACUCUAGCUCGCGAAGUAAUAAAAACUAUUUGUAUUACUAUUUACAAUUAGAUGAAACCAUCAUCCUUAUUAUUCACUCGA
Messenger RNA from Phaedon cochleariae (mustard beetle), 770 nucleotides. Lineage: Eukaryota; Metazoa; Arthropoda; Insecta; Coleoptera; Chrysomelidae. The record is from the annotation of a GenBank genome assembly.